Centropristis striata (black sea bass) is the source of this 6570-nucleotide messenger RNA. It is a transcript of the gene irs2a, whose product is annotated as insulin receptor substrate 2a. Bases 431 to 3589 code for a protein of 1052 amino acids. NCBI's taxonomy places the organism in Eukaryota, Metazoa, Chordata, Actinopteri, Perciformes, Serranidae. Gene Ontology annotation, cellular component: cytosol; plasma membrane. The transcript has 3 exons. Gene Ontology annotation, biological process: insulin receptor signaling pathway. Gene Ontology annotation, molecular function: insulin receptor binding; phosphatidylinositol 3-kinase binding. The record is from RefSeq and is a predicted model, not a curated record.
GUUGUUAUUGAAAGGGAUUUUUAAAAAUAAUUUCGGUUUGUACAUGAGAGAGCUGUUUGGGAAAGCAGAGGGGCGGGGUUUGCAUGCCUUGAAUUAUUCAGGCAGCCAAUAGGAAGCGCCAGAUCCGCGUGAUUGACAGGCACGGCCCCUGCAGGACGCACCGCCCCCCUAUGACUCUGUGUUUUAUUCCUUUUUUUAGAGCAGCAGGCUACAGCGUCACAUGUUGUUUUUCUCCAGGAUCAGAUCAGUCUCUGGUCUGGUCCGACUGCACUGUUGCUUCAACCGUGGCGCGCAGCGGACACAGAUAUCGGUGUCUGCGAUGGAUUAGAGCGCAAUAAAAGAGGUUCAGUUUUUAUUUGCACCGAGUUAAAAAAGAAAGAAGAAGAAGAAGGAGUUUGCUUAUCUGGAACUUGAAAAAGAGAAGAGAGAAAUGGCAAGUCCUCCGGCGGCUGGAGGACACCUGUUAUCUAAUGGGACGAGCGGCGUGAAGAAGUGCGGAUACCUGAGGAAGCAGAAACACGGACACCGGCGCUUCUUCGUGCUGCGGGAGCCGACCGAGCGCUGCCCUGCCCGGCUGGAGUAUUACGAGAGCGAGAAGAAAUGGAGGAACAAGUCCGCCGCCAAACGGGUCAUAACUUUGGACUCGUGUCUGUGCGUAAACAAGCGGGCCGACGCCAAACACAAGCACCUCAUUGCCCUCUACACCAAGGACGAGUACUUCGCCGUGGCUGCGGACAACGAGCAGGAGCAGGAGAGCUGGUUCACGGUCCUGACCGAUCUCAUAGCCGAGGGGAAAAUGUACGACAGCCCCGCGUCCACCUCCUCUCUCGUGGGCUUUGAGGAAGCCAGCUACGGACUCAUUACUCCUGCAACAGCUGCCUACAAGGAGGUAUGGCAGGUCAACUUGAAAUCCAAAGGCUUGGGUCAAAUCAAGAACCUCACUGGAGUGUACCGGCUGUGUUUGUCCAGCCGGACCAUCAGCUUCGUCAAACUGAACUCAGAAACAGCUGCUGUCAGUUUACAGCUCAUGAACAUCAGGAGAUGUGGCCACUCGGACAGCUUCUUCUUCAUAGAGGUGGGGCGGUCCGCGGUCACCGGGCCCGGAGAGUUCUGGAUGCAGGCGGAGGACUCGGUGGUGGCGCAGAACAUCCACGAGACCAUCCUGGAGGCCAUGAAGGCCAUGAAGGAGCUGUCAGAGUUCAGGCCGCGGAGCAAGAGCCAGUCGGCCAGCACCAACCCCAUCUCUGUGCCCACACGACGCAACCUCAACAACCUCCCCCCCAGUCAGACCGGCCUGGUGAGGAGAUCCAGGACUGAUAGCAUGGCGGCCACGUCCCCAGGGAGGAAGCUCACAUCCUGUCGGAUAAGAACGGCCAGCGAGGGGGACGGAAGCGUGACCCGGCCCGUGUCCAUGUCCAUAUCUGUGACCGGAAGUCCCACCAGUCCAAACUCUGGGAACCACCUCAUCAGGUCCCACACGCUCAGCAGCAGCGGGCGCACCUGCAGGAUGCUGGAGUCCGCCUCCAACCUGCACCACAGCCGCUCCAUGCCGGUGUCCAACUCGCCGCCGGGCACCUCCAGCCCCAUCAGCAUGUCGCCCAAAGGUGGCGCCGGAAUCUGCACUCCUGACAAAGCCAGGCGGCCGUUCAGCUGCAGCGCCUCCAUCUCCGGCUCCCUCAGCGAUACCGGCUUCAUGCUGUGUGACGACUACAGCUGCAGCCCAGGUGAGCAACGGUUCCUCCCGCUGACCCGCAGCGACACCCCGGACUCUCUGUCCAGCACGCCGCCAUCCCGGGACAUCAGCGACCCCUGUGGCUACAUGAUAAUGGAGAGCGGAAGUGGCAGCAGGUCAAGAGCCGGGUAUGACAGCCUGGCGUAUGACAAGGCUUACAGGAAGAGGACGCACUCCCUCACCACGCCACGCCAACAGAGAGUGGUGGCGCCGCUGUCCUCGGCCUCCCUGGACGAGUACACUCUCAUGAGGAUGGCUCACGGGCAGAACUCUCACUCCGCCUCGCCCAAAGUCAGCUACCCAGAGGAUUAUGGAGACAUUGAGAUCGGGUCAUCCCGGAGCUCCAGUAGUAACCUUGCAGACGAUGGCUACAUGCCAAUGACACCAGGUGUGGCGGCUCAGUCUGGCAAGCUGGACAACUACGUCCCCAUGAGCCCCAUGUGCGUCUCGGCGCCAAAGCAGAUCGUGAACCCGAGGGUGCAUCCUCAGGCGGCCAAGACCAGCUCUCCCUGCAGCAGCUCCCUGGAGGACAACGGCUACAUGAGGAUGUGGUGCGGCUCCAAGUCCUCCAUGGAGAGCCCCGACAGGAACGGUGAAUACAUGAACAUGUCACCUGGAAACCCACCUCCACUCCAGACCCCCCCAGACUACUACCUGGGCCUGCUGGCUGCUGAGGCUCCGCCAGUGAGGUCAGCAUACCAGGCCGGAUCCCUCACACUCCCUGCUAAGCUCCAGGCCUCUAAGACCGAGGAGAGCAGCCAGUAUGUGCUGAUGAGCCCUCAGAGUUUGAGGCAGAGGGCGGCCGAGUCGGACUAUUAUUCAGUGAUGCAGCCCAGUGCCUCCCCGCUGCUCCCGUCUCCGGUGAGGCACGGCCGGGCGGAGAGCCUGCCCUACAGAGGGAGGCUCGGCAGGCCCAACAGGUUAUCCCUGGACACCCUGAGGACCCUGCCCAGCAUGAACGAGCACCCCUUACCCGGAGAGCCCCGGAGCCCCGGAGAAUACAUCAACAUCGACUUUGGUGGCGCCAGAUUCUCCCCGCCCUCCCUGGUGUCCACGGAGAGCCAGUCCUCAUCACUGGGAUCCACUGGGGGGGGUCCGGGGAGGUCCUCCCUGUCAGACUACAUGAACCUGGAGCUGGGCUCACACUCGCCCAAGGAGGCUGACACCCCCGCCGAGCGGCUGGGCACGCUCCCAGAGCUGUCCAUGUGCUCCGAGGAGGACGGGGUGUACCAUCUGGACGGGGAGAAGGGCUCUCAGGGCCUCGGAGACGACGAGGUGAAAAACGACUACACCGAGAUGACGUUUGGGAUGACGAGCUCGCCUCCACAGCUGGUUCCUCAGAACACCGCCAGCAGUCAGAGCAGCAGGGAGAGGAGGCUGUCUCUGGAGGACCAGGGGGUCCCAGAAAGCAUUGGGGUCUUCCUGCUGGAGGCCAGCUCGUCCUCCACCGUGGACCCCGACUGCUCCGCCAAGGUGAUCCGGGCCAACCCUCAGGGCCGCCGGCGCCACAGCUCCGAGACCUUCUCCUCCACGGCCACGGUGACGCCGGUCUUCCCGUCUUUCGCUCGCGGCGACGCGGUGAAGCGCCACAGCUCGGUGGAGAACAUCUCGUCCCGGAGCAGCGAGGGCUCCGACGAGGAGUACGGCAGCCCCGUGACCCGGCAGAGCGCCGCCGGUUACCCCAACAGGCUGAACUACAUUGCCUUGAACCUGCUGGACAACCGGGACGUUGAGAAAUGCGAGGACCUGGCUGGCUUCAAGCCCACCAGCAGCUGCAAAGGGGGCAUCAAUGGAUUACACAGCUCGCCAUAUGUCUGUUUGGGAUUCAAGGAGGCUGCAACCACUGCCAAAGACUGAAGGACUCGUCUAUCCUCUGACUUGGCGUCUUCACCGACUUGCUGCUUGGAAAAAAAACAAAUCUUUGCCCUUCCACUGGGCUUUCUGUGGCCCUCAAAGACUGUCUGGACCCUCGACAACACCCACACACACUUAGGAAACAAGCAGGUCACACUCUAUGCAUGUCAUGAAUUCGCUUGAGGCAAGACAGGUGUGUUUGUGUACGUGUGUGUGUGUGGGUGGAUGUGCGUGAUGUUGUGUAUUGGGGCAUUUUAUGUUCCCUGUGCUUUCAGAGGCCAUUUUUCCUUUUGACCCAUAUUUUUCAGUGCAAGCACAGAAGCAAAGAUAGUCAGAUACUAACUAAUGGUACCCAGAUACUGUUUAUUUUCUUGGGGGUGGUUUUCUGACUGCCUGUAUGAGUGCGAGUGUGUUUCUGAGACGACCAACCAGUAUGACAGUGAACAAUAAAACCUAUAGAAACAGCCCAGGGAGAAGGAAACCAAGGUACACUGAGUAUAUAACUAUAUUUAGAUUAGAUAUGUUAUUUAUUUUUGAAAGAUGAAUGUCUGAUAAGACCUACCCGAUGCCUUAAUGUCUAUACUGUCCUUAUGUUUUCUAUGGAAUAAGAGAUAAAUAUUCUAUUAUGGUACGUCUGUUUGGACCUACAUCUCUAUAUUGUUAUUCUGUUGUGAAAAAGUAAAAAGCCUAGCUUACCGUUAAAGAUAUUAUUUCUGAAAUGUACAGUACAGUGGAGCUGCUUGAGAUCUGAUUUAUCUUAUUGAUAUUAAAGUAUUUUCUUAAUUACUAAUUUCUUAUUUAUUCUAACCUAGUUUAUUUUUUGUCCAAUCAAAGAGCUGGACUUAAAGAAAUAUAUUUCUAAAUGUCUUUAAGAGUUAUGCAUGUCUCUAUAACUCAGCUCAGACCCCACAACACCAGGCAUCUGAAUGCACUGUACCUCCCACAGUUCCUCAGUCACUUGAGCCUGAAAACCUCACACACUCCUACCUUCAAACCUACAGCCUGCUGUGAUAUCAUUUGACGGUACAACUGUAUAAUCGAGGUGGUGACCGAGGGUUGGAGCCAGUGGAAACUGUUAAGAUUGAGGCACAGUCGAGACAGUUUCUAGGGGAAAAGUGUUAACCGUGCUGGACAACCACUGAGGGGGGGGGGAUCUACAACACAGAGAAAGUAGAAUAAGAGCAGCCAACAGCCACAUCUGGAGCCAUCAUGAAGGUUCACUGGAGAACCAGCUGUCUGGAAAAUAUAUCUAAACGGCAGACAGCACAAAAAGUUUGAUCAGGCUGAAGAGAAUUAUGUAACAUUACAAGUUAAAACAAGACUAUGUUGCUAUAUUAUAUAAGUGGGACUGUAACAGGAUAAUGCUAAAUGCUAAAAUACAGUGAAUGCUAUUAGUAGAACACACUGCAAAAAAAGAAAAGUUGGGUGAACUCAAAAUUUCAAGGCAACAAACUUCUAUAAAAUUUUAAGUUGGACAAUUAAACUAAAUAUUUUAAGUUUUGUUUUUGAGUUUGCGCGACUCUGAAUUCUCAACUGUAAGUUGUACUAACUUAUAAUUUUACAUUGUAAUAACUUUUAAUCCUUACUUCUGCUAACUUCUGCAAUGUGCUGAAUUGGCACGAUUGUAACGCUGCUAUGAAAUGUCAGCUAAUGUUGCGACCACAAUUUUGAGCUAGCAUUGAUACGCUAAUGGCUACUCUUGUAGCUGUAACAAGCAGCGCCGCUAGCAUCAGUUAGCCGCUAGCAUCAGUCAGCCGCUAGCUUUUGCUAAUGACCAAAUUUCACAGCUUUCCCGCAUUUCACAACAAAGAAAUAAGAGUUGGCAGAACUAUUGUCCCUUGUUGUGAACCCCAACUUACAGAUAUAAGUAACAACAACUCACAAACUUGAAAUGCCCUAAAUGUCAAUAAUUUAUAUUUCCAAGUUUUACCAACUUAAAUCAGUUUUAGGCCAAAAAAAUCCAAGUUGGGUUUUUUGCAGUGCAGUUAGACAAGAAAAGUCAUUGUAAGGUUAUAAGUUUUGAUCUGAAUAAACUUUGGAUCUCCAGUCAAAAUGACAAGCGAUGAACCUGGAAAUGUCUGUUAAAAGGCAGUUAUAACAUGAUGUGAAGCUCUCCUGACUGUGUGUCUUAUUGUCCCACUCCACUCGGCUCUCAGCCCCUUUAGUGUACAGUAGAUUGUAAAACUUUAAACCAUGUCUGAAUGUAUCGCUGAGCUGGUGGGAGCACCACAGAAACACAAUGUGGGGAACGGUUUCGACAGAGUUUAAUAAUAAUAUUGGAGCUGUAUUUAUCUUCAGAGUCUUGAAUGUGUAUAUUGUGUACAUAGAGAGAGUUUAACUAAAAACAAUCUAUUGAAAAUACAUAGAGUACUUAGAUUUAAACUAUGUUGCAAUGAUAUUCCUGUGUAAAGACUUUGGCUACCGAUUUUUAAAAAGGGGACGGGGUUUUUGCUUUGGGGUUGUACAGUGUAUUGUAUGCUUUUCUCCCUCACAGUCUCUGUGACUAUAUGAAAAAAUACUCUGUCUAUUUUAUUAUAGAGAUCUCUUUGCCUUGUUGACACACUUUACCUAAUGGCAUAUGCAAUAGUGACAUGAAUACAAUCUAGUUUACAACUGUGGAACCAAAUGUAACAUUGCAUUGAUGAUUAAUUUUCUGUUUGUGGUGGGCAGAAGCUGCUCUGCUCCUUGUACAUUUCUCUUUCUGCCAAGUGUUUUGUUUUUGUCUCUGGGAACUUUCUCGUUUCUCGACACGUCUCAAAGCGCUUUUUCCCCAUUUCUGUGUCCAUGACUUCUUUUACAGAUUGAUCUUGGAUUGACUCAGUAUGAAUGUGUCGUUGUCUUCCAUUGUACAUAAUUCAAUAUACUGUUUAUCGUGAUGCUCACAAGAGAUGAUUAUAAUGAUUUAUAAAUUCUGGUAGUCGAGUAUUGCUUUUGUCUGUAUUGAUUAUGGAUAGCAACCUAUGAAAAUAAAUGAUUUAUUUAAA